AUGCACACACCAGCCUACCCGAGCUCGGCACACUUCGCUGCCAGCUUUGCCAUGGUCGGCGGUCAUCCUUCCAUCAUAUCAAUCACUCAAUAUAUCCAUCGAUGUUCCCUCGAGAAGGGAUCUGCUCGCGAAGGCGAACUGGCUGUGCGGCGAAGAAAGCCAGGGUCCAAAUCUCCCAUGGCACCCUCCCGGCGAUACAUGAACUGCCGGCAGAAGAUAUGGUUGCUAACGCGCUGCAAAGCCGACAAGUUUGCUGAGGUCGCGUCAAUCGAGGCAGGCGAACCGGACUGGACCCUUGCUACGCUUGAGGGGAUCUAA
Molecule: messenger RNA, 318 nt
Organism: Penicillium nucicola
Lineage: Eukaryota; Fungi; Ascomycota; Eurotiomycetes; Eurotiales; Aspergillaceae
Exons: 1
Coding region: 1-318 (105 amino acids)
Source: RefSeq, a predicted model, not a curated record